This is a messenger RNA of Aspergillus glaucus CBS 516.65, 1094 nucleotides long. RefSeq names its product palmitoyl-protein thioesterase family protein. NCBI's taxonomy places the organism in Eukaryota, Fungi, Ascomycota, Eurotiomycetes, Eurotiales, Aspergillaceae. The transcript has a single exon. Bases 84 to 1094 code for a protein of 336 amino acids. The record is from RefSeq and is a predicted model, not a curated record. Gene Ontology annotation, cellular component: lysosome. Gene Ontology annotation, molecular function: palmitoyl hydrolase activity; thiolester hydrolase activity.
CACCUCCUCCCAUCACCUCCAUCUCUCAUCUCACUUUCUAACUCUAACCCAUCAACCCACGAGUACGGAGUACACCAACAACCAUGUACUCCCUCCCACUCCUCCUCCCCCUCCUAACAGCCCCCUCAACGGCCCUCCCCCGACACCAACCACCCCAGACCACCUCUCCCGACCUCACCCCCCUCCCCCUCAUAAUCUGGCACGGCCUUGGCGACAGCUACCAAAGCAGCGGCCUGUCCGAAAUCGCCUCCCUCGCCGCAUCCACAAACCCCGACACCUACAUCCACAUAAUCCACCUCUCCGAUUCCAGCACAGGCGACCGCCAAGCCUCCUUCCUCGGCAACGUGACCGAGCAAGUCGACGCCGUCUGCGAACAACUAGCUUCCGAGCCGAUCGUUGGUACCGCGCCGGCGAUUAACGCGUUGGGAUUCUCGCAGGGUGGGCAGUUUCUGCGCGCGUAUGUGGAGAGGUGUAAUAAUCCGCCCGUGCGGAAUCUGGUCACCGUGGGGAGCCAGCAUAAUGGGAUCUCGGAGUUUCAGGAGUGCAUGUCGAUGGAUUUGAUAUGUAAGGGUGCAGAGGCGUUGUUGCAUGCUGGUGUGUGGUCGGAUUUCGUGCAGGGACGGUUUGUACCCGCGCAGUACUUUCGGGAUCCGGAUGAGGAGCCUCUAUCCAAGUAUCUGGAGAGCAGCAAUUUCCUCGCGGAUAUCAACAACGAGCGUGAAGAUUCGCGGAACGAGAUGUACAAGGAGAACCUGAAGAAGCUGAAUAAAUUCGCAAUGAUCAUGUUUGAGGAUGAUAGCAUUGCGCAUCCGAAGGAAAGUGCGUGGUUUGCGGAGGUGAAUGGGACGACUGGGGAGGUGACGCCGUUGAAGGAGAGGGGUAUUUACAAGGAGGAUUGGCUUGGGUUGAAGGAGUUGGAUGAGCAGGGGAAGUUGGAUUUUUUGGCGCUGCCGGGGGAUCAUUUGCAGAUGGAUGAUGAGCAGUUGGUGAAGUUGUUCAAGGACUACUUUGGGCCUGUGGAGGUGGAUUUGCCUGAUGUGGUGCCUGCGAAGGGUGCGAAGUCUGCUGGCAAGGUGCUUGUCGAGCAGUACUGA